Molecule: messenger RNA, 2610 nt
Organism: Schistosoma curassoni
Lineage: Eukaryota; Metazoa; Platyhelminthes; Trematoda; Strigeidida; Schistosomatidae
Source: the annotation of a GenBank genome assembly
GCUGAAGGUCACAACCAGUGCGUAAUAUGAAUAAACUGGGAACUGUGUUUUCCAGUGGUGUCCUUGUCGAUAAAAUAUGGAAACGUUUUAUAAACCUUCAAGAAUAUCAGUGCAAAAAGUUGAUGUCAGAUCAUGGGAUUAACGUGCAAAGGUUCGUGCUUGUCAGAAACCCUAAUGAAGUUGAUACGGCAAAAAACAAUUUCAGAGUCAAAGAGUAUGUUAUAAAAGCCCAGAUACCGGCAGGUGGUAGAGGAAUGGGCGUUUUUCGUGAUGGGUUUAAGGGUGGCGUCCAUCUUACGCAGGAUCCAAAUGAAAUGGCGCUCAUAGUGUCGAGAAUGCUUGGAAACCACCUUGUCACUAAGCAAACGACAUCUUCGGGUAUCCUUGUCAGUCAAGUCAUGGUAGCAGAGGCGCUUGAUAUUCACCGCGAAACAUAUUUUGCUAUUUUAAUGGAUCGAACAUCUAACUCCCCAAUCAUGGUAGCAUGUAGCCAAGGUGGGAUGGAUAUUGAAGAAUUAGCUAAACGUUGUCCAUCUGAGAUUAUCAAAGAACCUAUUGAUAUAACUGUCGGAGUAACUGAGGACCAAGCAUCAAGAUUCGCCACGGCUCUGGGGUUCAAUUUACAUACUCGAUUGUAUGAAGAAACCUCCAAACAGAUUCAAAAACUCUACAAGAUGUUCACAGCUUUAGAUUGUGUUCAGGUUGAAGUUAAUCCUUUUGGUGAGACAAAGGAUGGUCAGAUUGUAUGUUUUGAUGCUAAAUUAGCUUUCGACCAGAAUGCAAUAUACCGUCAACCAGAAGUUCAUAAAAUGGCCUUGGAAGUUGAAGCUGUUGAAGUGGCUGCUUCUGGUCCGAAGAGUGCAGCAGCCUUAGAAGCUGAUGCUACACACAAUGGCUUAAACUAUAUUGGUUUAGACGAUGGGAAUAUUGGUUGUAUUGUAAAUGGAGCUGGAUUGGCUAUGGCUACUAUGGAUUUGAUUCAUUAUCAUCAUGGUAAACCUGCUAAUUUUCUUGAUCUGGGGGGAAGUGUCACCAUGUCUCAAGUUGAAAAAGCAUUCCACAUACUUGCCAAUGACAGGUUGUUGCCAAUUUUAACUCAAGUGUGGCAUUUGAUAUAUAAAUCAUAAAAAUAUUUUGUCUCGUACAAGUAUUUUAGGACAAGAAAAAAUGUGGAUGAAAAUUAUACUUUCAAAUACUUUGAAGAAUAACUUAUUUCUGUUGUAAAUGUAAAGAUCAACGAUUUUUUAGUCUUCUAAGGUAUACACCUUUAAGUUUUUGUAUUUACAUUUCUGACUACCCUGAGGAAGUCCAGACAAUUUUUCUGUACUAAACGUUGGAAUUACUUAAAUUUCAAUCGCUAAGAUUAUUUCAAAUAUGAUUUUCACAUAUAAUGACUUCUCUAUACUCGGCGCCCAAUUUUUGUCGGACUAUUCGUCCGAGUAUUGAGGAAUAUUCUCAUAAAGUUAUAAUACUUACUAUUCAUAUCUAAACUUAUAGUGUGCAAAACAAUUUUGUGGACUUGUUGUAACCAUUAUCUUAUCUUCUUAUUUUAACAUUCAAUGUGAUUAACUGACAUCGUUCUCUUCUAUUGAUUGUCGUACUUUUUCACUACGUGUUUCGUUUUACACGUUAUUUAGUAAACACCAAUUAUCGGUGCUAGCCACAACAUUUUUUGCUUCGAGUGUUUAUGACACUUCCUACCACUUCAUUCCUAUAGAUUCGUCAGAUCACACUGUUUACUUAGGUUUUCUUUUAUAUGCAUAGUCAUUAUCUGGAUGUUUUGCAACUUGAAGUACGUAGAUUUCUUUGAGUUUUUUGUAUCUAAUGUUUCCUAAUAUUUAGACAAAUGUUCCUCCAUGAAUUAUAUUGGAAUUCUUCAUUUUAAGUUUGCAUGCCUAAUAGAGUUGGUCAAUAAAAUUCUAUGUUAUUUAGGGUUUGUUUGAUUUAUCUAAUGUGCUUUUUAAAAAAACAGGUCGAGUUCAAAUUUUAUGUCAAAUUGUUUUCUACUGUAGUGAAUUUUUCAUCCGAUUUCCCCCUCUGUAGGAGACUCUCGAAUUGAUUGCAUUCUGGUGAAUAUAUUUGGUGGGAUCGUUAACUGCAAAAUAAUUGCUGAAGGUCUUAUAUCAGCUCUAAAGAAUGGUAUUGUUAAUAUACCGGUUGUUGUUAGGCUUCAGGGUAACAAUGCUGUCGAAGCUCAGUCCCUUAUUUCUAACAGCGAUUUGGAGUUGAUUGCCGUCAAUAGCUUAGAAGAAGCGGCGUCACUUGCAGUUUGGAAAGCAGCGUGUAUACGUGGUAACUCCCUAACCUGUGAUUCAGUUGCUUAGUUUUAUGUAUUUAUGCAUGUGUAAUAUGCAAUUCACUUUUCUCUGUGCUUCCAUCUAAUCAUUCAAAGUUGUAUCUAUUUGGCGACGUCGUUGAGUGCUUUUCGUCCUAAAAUUACUUGCUACUUUAGCAAGUAAAUCAAUCCAGUGUAUUUACAUAGACAACUAAAAAUUUCAAAUGGAUUUACUACCUUAUUUCCAACGCUUUUACUUUGUUCACUAUGACUUAUCUCCGAAAUAAAGGUUUGGCCACAUAUUCUGAAGUAAAAAUUUUCACUAUGAUUACAAA